This is a messenger RNA of Saccharomycopsis crataegensis, 1836 nucleotides long. RefSeq names its product replication factor A subunit protein RFA1 (gene RFA1). The transcript has a single exon. Lineage: Eukaryota; Fungi; Ascomycota; Saccharomycetes; Ascoideales; Saccharomycopsidaceae. Gene Ontology annotation, cellular component: DNA replication factor A complex; nucleus. The coding region runs from base 1 to 1836 and encodes 611 amino acids. Gene Ontology annotation, molecular function: damaged DNA binding; single-stranded telomeric DNA binding. Gene Ontology annotation, biological process: meiotic cell cycle; DNA replication; nucleotide-excision repair. The record is from RefSeq and is a predicted model, not a curated record.
AUGUCAGAAUUCGGGGUCAUUCCAGGUAUUUUAAAGGAGGUAUUUUGUGGACGCAGUUAUCCAGACUCCUUAGCUCUUCAAAUCACCAAUCUUAAGAACAUUGGUAAUGAGCACACUCAAAGAUUCAGAUAUAUUCUUACUGAUGGUGAAUACUCGUGUCAUGGUAUUUGCAAGGCCUCCGAUGGGUUUAAUUUCGAUGGUGUUCAAAAACUGUCGAUCAUCAAAAUUGCUCCUUAUGGGAUUGAAUUGAUGGGAAGUGGAGAAAAGACAAAACAUGUCAUUAUCAUUGGAGGAUUCCAAGUGCUUGAAUCAGCCCAUGCAAGAAUUGGUAUGAAUAAAACUACUACCAUGGAUGAGUAUUUCAAACUUCACCCUACUGAAUCCCUGCUUCUUGGUAAUGCCUCGAAUGCUCAAUCUCAUGCUUCUGCUGCUGCUGCUAAAAGUGCAUCCCCACCACCUAUCCCAGCGGCCACCCGUCAUGAUACAAAACCGGUUAAGACUCGCAAAGCUCCUGAGCGUCCAAACUUGUUUGCUAUCGACCAAUUAUCCCCUUACCAGAACUUGUGGACCAUUAAAGCCAGAGUCUCUUACAAGAGUCCAAUGAGAACUUGGUCGAACCAAAAGGGUGAAGGUAAAUUGUUCAAUGUGAACUUCCUAGACGAAACUAAUGAAAUCAAGGCUACUGCUUUUAACGAUCAAGCUGAUCAACUUUUCGAUGUUUUACAAGAAGGUAAAGUGUUUUACGUCUCAAAAGCAAGAAUUAAUCCUGCUAGAACCCAAUUUUCUACUUUGAAACAUCCAUACGAAUUGAGUUUGGAUAGAGAUUCUGUCAUUGAAGAAUGUCUUGACGAUAGUGACGUCCCAAAAUUGACCUACAAUUUCGUUCCAUUAUCGAAAGUUGAAGAUUUGGAAGUCAAUUCCGUUAUUGACGUCGUUGGGGUUCUUAGAGAAGUCAAUCCUGCUUUCCAAAUCACCUCUAAAUCUACUGGUCGUCCAUAUGAUAGAAGAGAUGUCGUGCUUGUCGACCAAUCCCAAUUCUCGAUUACUUUGGGAUUAUGGAAUAAAAUGGCCCUUGAUUUUGCUCUACCUGUCAAUAGCGUGGUGGCGGUCAAAGGUGCUAGGGUGCAAGAUUUCGGAGGAAGAAGUUUAUCAUUAACCCAAUCUGGUACAAUCUCCGGUAGCCCUGAUGUUCCUGAAGCUUUUGCUUUGAAAGGCUGGUACGACACUAAGGGUCAAGAAGAAAACUUCAAGUCGCUUAAACAAGACGUCGGAAGCACUAAAGGAAACGUGACCAAUGAUCGGAAAACCAUCAAAGACGUUCAAGAUGAAGGAUUGGGGACUCAUGAGAAGCCAGAUUACUUCAACUUGAAGGCUACCAUCAACUUCAUCAAAUCAGAAAACUUCAGUUACCCAGCAUGCUCUAGCACAGGGUGUAAUAGAAAAGUCAUUGAACAACCAGAUGGCACUUGGAGAUGUGAGAAAUGUGACGUGAACCAUCCACAGCCAAACCACCGUUAUAUUUUGAGUUGUUCUAUUUUAGACCAUACUGGACAAAUCUGGGUUACUUUGUUUGAUGAAUCGGCUAAGGUGCUAUUGGGAUGUGAUGCCAAUGAGCUUCACAAGAUUAGGGAACAAGAUGCCAUUGGCGAUAGCAACAAGUUCCAAGAGGUUUUUGAAGCAAUCAACAUGAAGGAAUUCAAUUUUAGAAUCUCUGCCAGAGAAGAUAACUAUAAUGGAGUUAGCAGAAUCAGAUACCAAGUACAAAAUAUUGGUCACUUAGAUUUCAAUAGUGAAUGUGACGCGUUGGUCGAUGCUUUAGGGAAACUUUUAAAUUGA